This is a messenger RNA of Owenia fusiformis, 797 nucleotides long. NCBI's taxonomy places the organism in Eukaryota, Metazoa, Annelida, Polychaeta, Sabellida, Oweniidae. The record is from the annotation of a GenBank genome assembly.
UGCAAUUUGGCAAUCAAAUUAUGCCUAUGAAGUGAAUGAAAGGAGGGACCUACACUUAGCUAGUUAUACUGAUCAAGAAAAAGGGCCAAAAGAAUGUGUUGAAGAAAACUUCAAACUUCCUUGUAAUAAAACACCUGAGCAAAUAGUGUUUGGAUAUUUAAAGAAAGAAAUUAUAAACACUCACAACGAGUUAUUGGCAAAGGUGACAAUGGAACAAGAAACUGAGGAUAAACUAUUUACAAACUUUUUGCAAACUUUAGAGGAAAAUUCAGGCGGAAAGAUGCGUUAUUUCAAAACAAUAGUGGAUGUUUACUACAUCCCAAAGAGCUAUUGGGAUCAAUUUUAUAGGCUGGCUGAAGUUUUCCUUCAACACAAAAUUUACAUGGAAAUUGCAGUUCCAAGUAUUUUACGUGGAAUCGAGAAAAAUAUUAGCGACCAACCAGUCACGCUACUUGAAGGUCGUCAAUAUGCCAGAAGUAAAAUGGUACCAAUUUUAUUCAAAAACAAAGAAUGGUACUCUUGGCAUCCAUUUAAACUUGGAAAGAUCCAAAGUGGAGACAACGAUACAAUACAAGCAUAUUGUUCCUUGUUUCAUGGUAAUUGGUAUAGGAACCCUAUAAACAUUGAAUGAGACUGAUCAGCCAAUUAUACCAGUGCCAAUUACAAUUUUAGAUUGGUCACUACUAAAUUAGUUAGUCAUGGCUAUAGUUAGGGAAUGUAUCAAAAGUCAUUUAUUUUACUUACUGCAUGACAUUUCCAAGGUUAAAAUGUGCCCCAGCAUGUUGAGGGUUAAUGGC